Exaiptasia diaphana is the source of this 4456-nucleotide messenger RNA. RefSeq names its product non-lysosomal glucosylceramidase. Gene Ontology annotation, cellular component: membrane. The transcript has 20 exons. Gene Ontology annotation, molecular function: beta-glucosidase activity; glucosylceramidase activity. Gene Ontology annotation, biological process: carbohydrate metabolic process; glucosylceramide catabolic process. Bases 101 to 2842 code for a protein of 913 amino acids. The record is from RefSeq and is a predicted model, not a curated record. Lineage: Eukaryota; Metazoa; Cnidaria; Anthozoa; Actiniaria; Aiptasiidae.
CUGAUGUUUUAUUCAUCGGCUUCAUUUCGUUAUCCGCCGCUGUGUCCGCUGUGAUGCAUUUAUAAUGAGUAUGGCCUGGGACCGAUAGUAUGCAAAUUACAUGCAAAUUUGUACCACCGCAGCGAGAGAGGCACAACAAAACAUGGCCUCUGAGGAGAAGGAGGGAAAUAAUACAGAUACGGACGAUUACCAGAGUGUUUUACCGGAAUACGGCUGGCGUGUCCAUUUAAGUAAUACCUACUCUCAUACUCCUCAAGCCUGUUACCUCCCAAGAUGGACUCAAAUCCCUAAACUUGUUGGUUUAGGUUGGAGAUUCAUGAAAUAUGCUACGAAGAAGAAGAGGAAUGGCGAAACACCGUAUAUUGAUCCUUACGCCACAAAUCCAUGUCGACAGGUUUACGGUGUUCCUCUYGGUGGUAUUGGAUGUGGAACUAUAGGACGAGGAUGGAAAGGAGAGUUCAAUCGAUGGCAAUUAACUCCUGGAAUGUACUCUUAUAACUAUGUCGAAGCUAAUCAGUUCAUUGUAUGCGUAAGAAAGAAAGGCAGAACUACAUAUCAGUCUGUGUUGUCACCUAACCGUCCCAAUGGAGUAAUGUGUGGUCGAAGUCUGCAAGGUUGGAAUUGGGGUUUUAAUGGUUCAAAUGCUGUAUACCAUGCUUUAUAUCCACGUGCCUGGACAGUUUAUGACUUGCCUGGUCAAAAUAUCAGACUUAUUUGCCGCCAAGUGUCUCCAGUCUUUCCUCAUGAUUAUAAGGACACAAGUCUUCCAGUUGCAGUAUUCAUUUGGAAAGUUGAAAAUAACAAUGAUGAAGAAGUUGAGGUUUCUAUUAUGUUCACUUUUCAAAAUGGUGAUGGUUCUCCAAAUGACACAUCUUCUGGUCAUUACAAUGAACCSUUUUGCUCAAAAGGAGUACAUUGUAAGGUAGACCUGGGCAGUAAGCAGGACAAAUCAGUUUCAACACAGGCUAAUCAUGUUAUUAGUGGUAAUACAACAAGAAGCAGUCCUCUUAAUCCUAGAAAGAACUCUGAGGCUAAAUCCAGCGAAUUGUCAACAACAUGUGAUGUUACAGGUGUUCUUCUUCAUCAUAAACAUCCCAGACUUCCUUACACUCUGGCAAUUGCAGCAAAAGCAAAGCAUAAGGGUGGUCAGCCAGUUGUUUCUGUGACUACAAAGGCAUCAUUUGAUGCUCGCACUCCAUGUAGAAGAGUAUGGGAUGAUUUGAUGGAUGAUGGUAAACUAAGUUCUUCAUCAGAUCCCAGUCCACCCUCCCGUUCAGACCAGUCAUUGUGUGCUGCUGUCUGUGCUUCUAUUAAAGUCCCACCAAAGUCAAAGGAUGAACUAGAGUUCUGCUUGGCAUGGGAUAUGCCACAGAUUUGCUUUGGUGCAAGUAAACAACAACACUAUAGAUUCUAUACCAGAUUUUUUGGUCAUCAUGGCAAUGCUGGACCUGCAUUAUGUAGUCAUGCACUUGUGAAUUAUCCUGACUGGGAAGCCAAGAUUGAGGCUUGGCAGAACCCUAUAUUGAAAGAUGAGUCUUUACCAAACUGGUAUAAGUCAGCUUUAUUUAAUGAGCUUUACUUUGUUGCUGAUGGAGGCACUGUAUGGUUAGAUAUAAGACAAGAAGGACCUAACAAAUCAGUUCCAGAGAUUGUUAAAAAGUUUGGACGAUUUGCCUAUUUAGAAGGUCAUGAGUACAGGAUGUACAAUACAUAUGAUGUACACUUCUAUGCGUCGUAUGCAUUAGCAAUGCUCUGGCCGAAACUACAACUUAGUCUUCAAUAUGACAUGGCUCACACUGUCAACCAAUCUGAUAAUGAGGUAUGGAUGACAAUGAUGAAUGGUCAUUAUUGUAAACGAAAAGUUCCUGGAUGUAUCCCUCAUGAUAUAGGCGAUCCUGAUGAAGAUCCUUGGGAGCGCAUCAAUGCAUAUCACAUCCACGAUACAUCCAAGUGGAAAGACUUGAAUCUCAAGUUUGUUUUACAAGUGUACCGUGAUUACAUAGCAACAUCUGAUGUGUACUAUUUACAGGACAUGUGGCCUGUUACUAAGACAGUGAUGACAAAAUCAAUGACGUAUGACCGUGAUGGAGAUGGUCUAAUAGAAAACUCAGGACUUGCUGACCAAACCUAUGAUGCCUGGCCUGUUAAAGGUCCAAGUGCCUACUGUGGUGGUCUUUGGCUUGCAGCCCUUAGAGUAAUGGCAGAGAUUGCUACUAUUUUAGACUACCCAGAGGAAAGAGACAAAUAUAUGAGUGUGCUGGAACAUGGCAAAAAGGCAUAUAUCAAGCUACUAUGGAAUGGGGAUUAUUACAACUAUGACAGCAGUGAUCAUAAGUAUCACAAUAGCAUCAUGGCUGAUCAGCUGGCUGGACAGUGGUACUUACAUGCAUGUGAUCUUGGACAACGUGCAUCUGAUGAGGUUUUUCCACUAGAGCAUGUCACAAGUGCAUUGAAAGCUAUUUUUGAGAACAAUGUCAUGAAAUUCCAAGAAGGAACAAUGGGUGCUGUAAAUGGCAUGCGACCAACUGGCCAGGUUGAUACUAGCAGCCUACAAGCUGAAGAGGUCUGGACCGGAGUGACAUAUGCCUUAGCUGCAUCUAUGAUUCAAGAGGGAAUGGUUGAAGAGGGCUUCAAAACUGCAAGCGGCAUUUACAACACAUGUUUUGAAAGGCUUGGCAUGGGUUUCCAGACACCUGAGGCUAUUGUCGCUAAUGGUAAUUAUCGUUCGUUAGCGUACAUGCGCCCAUUGAGUAUAUGGUCAAUGCAAUGGGCAAUAAAUGUGAGAAAUAAGAAGAAAGGAGCAGAAAAGAAUGACCAUGUCAAUUCAGUAAUGUCCAAGUAAAUAAAAUAUAUAGUAUUGGAAAUAGUAUUAUAGGAAUCUUGCCAAAGUGAAUUGCAAAUUUGUCACAAUGAAAACCUAACAGUUAUGUACAAAGGACAAAUUUAUAACCUUAGGGUUAUACUCUUUUUUAUUCACAAUAUCAUAGCAAUUAACAGCAAAUUUAAUAAUAAUUGUAAUAAAAUAAUAAGAAUAAUUUUUAUAAAUACAUGGGGAAGGGCAAAGUUGUUUUUAUCAUUAUUUUGAAAGAAUUAGACAAAAGUGAACUAUUGAGUAUACCACUGCCAUUUGCUUGGUGACCAAUGCAGACAACUAACAGCAUGUUGUUGUGAUAAGUGAUCAAAUGACAGCUCUCUGUUUGAUGUUUUCUUUGGAUUGUUCCCAUAGCAAUGCAAACCACAAUAUCAACGCACAGUGACAGAAUAUUUAAAGUAUUGACAUUUGUAUAAGGAUUUUGUUCAUAUUAAAAUGGGAUAUCAGUUAUGGGGGAUUUUGAAAUUUAAUUUUUUUACUGAUUCAUUAUUUAGUUUCUUAUGGGCUGUUAAUUUACCAGGAGAAUCAGUGUGUCAAAUUUUUAAACCUUAUCUUGUUAAAAUAAUAUUAUCUCUUUAAUGUAUUUAUAUUUACAUAUUUAUUUAUACAUUACAAUUUAUAAAUGUAUUUAGUAUCCUUAAAUAUAGAGGUCUAAGUUAAAUGUUUAUAUUUAUUAGAUUACUCACAAAGUGUUCACACAAUUUCCAUUUCCUAAUGAAAUACUUUCUUAUUGCUAGCAAUAUGGAUUAGAAUGUUAUUAUGAAAAAUGUAUGUACAGCACACAUAAUAUAUAAUAAAACUAUUAUGUUACGAACAUGUUUGGAAUUCCGCACUCCAGUGUCCUUGAUCCACUAUUUUAACUUUUAUGCUCUUGAUUAUGACGUUAUAGUGGCAAUAAAAUAUGGUAAUUAUUUCACAGGUGACGUAGUCAAUGUGAACUCUGUUUUUCCAGCAGGCGUUGUAUGGAAAACGACGCUUAUUCCACUUUAACGUUUUUAUGCGUAGUUUAACGCCGAAACCCGUGAUAAAUUUUGGGUUUACGAUCCAAGGUGAAUUGAAUCGUAAAACUACAAUCCUUAUUUACAUUCUUUGCAACAAGAAAAUGCUUCUCACGUUUUGUCUCAAGACGAGAAAGCUACUUUAUCAAGGCAAAGAAUAUUUUAUAUUUAGCCCCAAAACACGAGCAAAUGAUAGUUUUAAAACCGAGGUACAAACCUCCUUUUAAUGAUUAAAAAAUGCGUGUAUACACGUUAAAUAUGAUACAUUUGUAGUGUUUUAUAGUUACACAUGGCUAUACACAUUCAUGGAUCUAAUAAAUCGUAAGCUUUUUGAUUCUGAACAUAAGUUAUUUUCUCCACAACCAAGUAGUUGUAGGUUUGAUCAAAACUAAAUUACAUGCUAUUAUUGAAAGAAAUAAAAACUAGCCUAUAGAACAGAAAGGUACUAGUAGAAUAGAAAUACAUCGAGCGCUUACAAAUUAAACAUUCAUCUUCAGAUUUAGGCGUCCUAACGCCGAUGAACAAAAGGCAAGGGCGACGCCAUCUUGAACAUUACGCUACAGAAAAAAAAACACUCUGAAAUAUG